Molecule: messenger RNA, 954 nt
Organism: Morus notabilis
Lineage: Eukaryota; Viridiplantae; Streptophyta; Magnoliopsida; Rosales; Moraceae
Exons: 5
Coding region: 109-954 (281 amino acids)
Molecular function (GO): protein binding
Source: RefSeq, a predicted model, not a curated record
CUCAAUCAACUGCUAUCACUGUGCAUGCUUGUAGUGUGGCUUCACCUGCUGCUGCUGCUUCUUGAUCAUCAACGCGGUUUGGUGCACUUGCAUCAGUGAUCUAUUGCAAUGGAAUCUGGAAAUCCAAUUAAAGAAAAAGAAUCAAGCUUGGAAACGAUGAAUGAAAAGGCAAACAAGCCUUCAGGGUGUGAUCACAAGAUUGCAAAUGAAGUCGACUUUGAACGGCACAGGCAACUCUUCGAUGCUGUCAGACAAGGUAAUUGGCAGGAGUCCAAGACGUAUCUUGACCAAAAUCCUGAUGCAGUGAGGUCGAGAAUCGAUUUUUCGAACAAGACUCCACUUCACGUCGCUGUGAGUGCUGGACAUUUGCACAUUGUGGAGGAGUUGGUGCAAUUAAUGACUGAAGAAGACAUGCUGAUGGAACGGAAGGAUGGUCUCACAGUUCUUGCAGCUGCUAUAGGAAUCGGAAACAUCUCCAUCGCUAAGUGCUUGAUUAGAAAGAACAAGAUACUAGUUAGUGUUGCUCGUGAAAAUUGGGUUCUUCCAGUUAUCGAUGCUGUCUGUUACGACUAUCACGAAAUGGCUCGUUAUCUUUAUACCGAAACACCCGAAGAAGAUCUUACACUGCGAGAUAAUGGCAAGAUAGGCUCUUCCCUCGUUACCAAUUGUAUAAACCAAAACCAAUUUGAUAUCCCCAUCCAUUUGCUAGGGCGUAGACAAGGUCUGACAACUACUGCGGAUCCUUAUGACAGAUACCCCGUGCGUUCAUUAGCAUCAUCUAUAACUAAACCUGUCUUUGCUUGUAGAAGCCAGUUAGGAUUUUGGAAACGGUGGGUAUAUGACCGUAUACACAUUGCCAGUCGUGCGGCCAAUCAAAUUUACAUUGAUGUUCAGAAUCGAGAAGAUAGCCAAAUAGAUGAGAAUGAUUUAACUCCAAUUAGGUCAGGUAAUUAA